Molecule: messenger RNA, 3989 nt
Organism: Pyricularia grisea
Lineage: Eukaryota; Fungi; Ascomycota; Sordariomycetes; Magnaporthales; Pyriculariaceae
Exons: 4
Coding region: 1975-3729 (584 amino acids)
Molecular function (GO): Hsp90 protein binding
Source: RefSeq, a predicted model, not a curated record
UUUGCAUCCAAUACCCUACCUACAUAGCACCUUGCGAGCCACGAUCAAAAACAAUAAGGUCUUGGGCAUCAACGUCGCAAUUUUGUUUUCCAUCUCUUUGUGCUGCACAACAUGGGGAAGCCAACAGACGCGACGACCCCGCUGGCGGAUAAUGCACGCGCCGGCGCCCUGCCGCUGACGACGAACCCAGAAACCCCUAGAAAUGGAGGCAGCAGUAGCAACAAUGAACCUCUAGUUCAUGACACCGAUUACGGCUUCCCGCCGCGCACACACGACGGCGAUGAUGACGAUGACGAGCUCCCGCCCCUGUAUUCCGAUGUCGCCGAGUCCAGCGCCCUUAUUCCCCCAUCCCAGUACGCACAGCCGGCGUCGUCUCCGAAUGGCCCUUCGCUUGUGCCUGUCUUUUCGGUGGACAACAGUACCAAAAACGAGUACUACAUGUCCAGCGAUCUCGACAGAGAUCCAUCACUCCUCGAACAACACGUCCUAGCGUGGUCAAAAAAACCGCCACGUACCUUCAUUCAGGUCCAUGGCUCGCACACCGAGACAAGAUCGGAGAACGGCGGGUCGAACAAUAGAACGAGGACGAUUGUCGAUUUCAACGUGCGCGUUGACAUGACGCCUUACCUCUACACCGACCUCGCCAGGGGCACUUCUACGUGGGCCGGCCUACGCACGGUCGACAACGACGAGAAGGUGAAGCGUGGCACUUCACUGGCGCGGCGCGCUCCUGGGGCUCGAAAGAGGCACCGUAGGAGGAGCGGGCUGAGACUCGAGGAUGCUGGCGACUCUAUGGGGGAGAAGCCAUCGCUGACCGAGUGGUGUCAUCGCUACUGCGCCAGCUCUGCAGGCCUCAAGGUGUUUUGCCUCCAGAAGCGGGUUGUCGGAGUCGACAAGGAUCUGCUCAUAGAGAGACUGCAUAGCCUCGUGAGAAGCACAAACUACCGAGGCAACGUCACCAUAUCCUUCCCGACCGAGGGCGGAUGGGUGGAGGUGUACAACGAUUGCAAAGUCAACGAAUGGCGGUUCAAGACUUGGAUCAGGCUGCUGACCUUCUUCACCCUGACAAUUUUGCUUACAUUUCCUUAUUUAUUUUUCCGGACCAAGCGCUUCGAGACCGUUGUUGCUGAGUGGCCCUUUUCAAGACCGGUACGGGACGGGUCGACAGAUAGGGAGUACGCGAGCCUCACUGAAGACCAGCUGUACGGACUGUGGGGAGCAGCUAUCCAUUCGGCGGUGAUCAAUAGACGACAAUGUAUACUGGACCAGCAGGACUUGGCAAAUUCGCACGCCCAGCCUCGAGGUGUUACGACGGGAAUCCACAGGAUUGUUGCUACUGGCAUUCAGGCCAUGAACGUGGUAGACCAACAAUUUGGUUGGGGCGGUAACAGCUAAAUCCCGUUCGUCUGAUAUAUUGGCUUUUUAUUGUUUUACAGCCGAGCUUGCGUCAAAAACUGUUUUGGCUGUACUCUAUUCUUCCUGUCUGCCUACCUACAUUCCAGUUUGAUGUUCAAUUGCGAUCACCAAGAAAUGGAGAAUUGCAGCUUCAGACUUUCAGCGAAGAGAACUCUAGAAAUAUCUAUUGAUUCUGCCUCCAAGAAAUAAUAUACCAUUCCUCCUCGUCAGACAAAGCUCUGUUCCUGGGUUAGGGGUUACUCUUUUCUCGAGGAAACCGAAGAGACUAGAAAGUGGGGCCUCAUCCGAUAUCAACCCAAUCAUCGAUUGCGAUAACCCCCCAUAAUCCAUCGAAGAGCCUAGAAGCUUGUCGCACACUAGAAAAGCUCCCCGCCUCCAAAUGUUUAACGGCGGCGUUGGACCAGACUUGCUACGAGACAGACAAAUAUCAAGAUACCCAAACUCCAUACAUUGAGAACAACUGCAAGUUGCGUUUGAGCAGCUAAAUCCACUGAAAAUUUUACGAACUCACGCGUUUUCAGUAUUUGAAUUUCUUAAGUGCGAAUAGAAGUCUCAACAAUGUCUACCGCAGACGAGCUCAAGGCUCUAGGCAACAAGGCCAUUGCGGAGAAGAACUUUGACGAGGCUGUCAAGCACUUCACCGCAGCCAUCGAACUCACACCCGAUAACCACAUUCUUUACAGCAAUCGAUCCGCCGCAUACGCAUCCAAGAAGGAGUACGAUGCAGCGCUGAAGGAUGCAGAGAAGACAGUUGAGCUGAAGCCUGACUGGCCCAAGGGCUACAGCCGGAAGGGAGCUGCGCUCUAUGGCAAGAGGGAUUUGGCUGCGGCCGCUGACGCAUACGAGGCUGGCUUAAAGCUCGACCCGAACAAUGCGGGCCUGAAGAACGACUUGGCGUCGGUUCAAAGGGCGAUUGAUCAGGAACUUGCAGGAGGAGGACCUAGCGGCUCUGACCCUAUGGGCGGCCUUGGUCAGAUGUUCAACGACCCCCAGCUCAUCCAGAAGCUCGCCUCGAACCCCAAGACCGCCUCCCUGCUCGCAGACCCCUCUUUCAUGCAAAAACUCCAGUCUAUCCGUUCCAAUCCCAAUAACAGUACAGAACUCUUCAGCGACCCACGCAUGAUCCAAGUUCUCGGUGUCCUGAUGGGCGUCGACAUGGAGAUGCGCGACCCCGCAGACAUGCCCGCAGGCAGCGUCCCCACCCAGGAGGACUCCCCGAUGCCCGAUGCCCCCAAGGCCCAGCCCGCCAAGGCUCCCGAACCCGCUCCUGAGCCCGAACCGGAAGAAGAAGACGAGGAGGCCAUUGAGAAGCGCAAGGCCAAGGAGGCGGCUGACAAGGAGAAGGCGAUCGGAACGGAGAACUACAAGAAGCGCAACUUUGACGAGGCCAUCAAGCACUACCAGGCAGCGUGGGAUCUUCACAAGGAUAUAACAUACCUGAACAACCUUGGCGCGGCACAGUUCGAGAAGGGUGACUACCAGGCCUGCAUCGAAACAUGCACCAAGGCUGUCGAGGAGGGUCGCGCCAUCUACGCCGAUUUCAAGACCAUCGCCAAGUCAUAUGCGCGGAUCGGCUCGGCGAACGAGAAGCUUGGCAACAUGGACGUCGCCAUCGAGAACUACAAGACCUCUCUGCGUGAGCACCGCACCCCCGACGUGCUGAAGAAGCUCAAUGCGUGUGAGAAGGCCAAGAAAGAGAAAGAGCGACUAGAGUAUAUGGACCCGGUCAAGGCCGAAGAGGCACGCGAGGAGGGCAACGCCAAGUUCAAGAACUCGGACUGGCCCGGUGCGGUCGCCGCCUACUCGGAGAUGAUCAAGCGGGCGCCUGAUGACCCCCGCGGAUACAGCAACCGCGCCGCCGCCUUUGUCAAGCUCCUCGAGUUCCCCUCUGCGUUGCAGGACUGCGACACGGCCAUCGCCAAGGACCCCAAGUUCAUCCGUGCCUACAUCCGCAAGGCCCAGGCCUACUUUGGUAUGCGCGAGUACAGCAAGUGCAUGGACGUCUGCACCGAAGCUGCGCAGGUCGACCGCGAACAUCACAAUGGUGCCAACGCCAGGGAGAUUGAACAGCAGCAGAACAAGGCUCUGCAAGCCAUGUACGCGGCCAGGGAGAACGAGACGGAGGAGCAGACCAGGGAGAGGUUGCAGCGUGAUCCCGAGAUCAUGGGCAUCAUGGGCGACCCCGUCAUGCAGGCCAUUCUGCAGCAGGCACAGAGCGACCCUGCCGCUCUGCAGGAGCACAUGAAGAACCCGAGCGUCCGCACCAAGAUCCAGAAGCUGGUCGCUGCCGGCGUCAUUCGCAUGGGUCGUUGAGGUGGUUCGUUCGGCCUUGGUCUGGUUUUUCAGGCUUUCCCACAUGCAGACAUGACUCUCUUUCUUUCACCCGGUUCUUUUUUCGGCUGGCAAAAAGUUGUUAUUCGGCUAGCAGCGCCUGAGAUUUAUUCGGAAUUGACUCAUGGGAAUUAACGUAAUGAUGUAUGAUAAUAUACAAAUUUCACGGGAGUCUGCUUGUAAUCUGUGCAUCGCCCGCGUGAAUGACCAUAGUGUUUUGGUUGUCUAGAUACCCACCUCCC